This is a messenger RNA of Malassezia globosa CBS 7966, 3375 nucleotides long. RefSeq lists its product as uncharacterized. NCBI's taxonomy places the organism in Eukaryota, Fungi, Basidiomycota, Malasseziomycetes, Malasseziales, Malasseziaceae. The coding region runs from base 1 to 3375 and encodes 1124 amino acids. Gene Ontology annotation, cellular component: chromosome; cohesin complex; nucleus. Gene Ontology annotation, molecular function: DNA binding; ATP binding; ATP hydrolysis activity. The record is from RefSeq and is a predicted model, not a curated record. The transcript is spliced from 2 exons. Gene Ontology annotation, biological process: sister chromatid cohesion.
AUGGAUGCCAUUUCAUUUGUGUUGGGUAUUCGUGGAUCAAAGCUUCGUUCCGCUGAUUUGAAAGACCUUAUAUACUCUGAGACUGCAAUGCAUGAGGAUCGCGAUAAAAACAUCACAAAGGAUAGCCCUUCGCGAGCCAGUGUCACUGCCGUAAUUGAAGAUGUGAAGCAUUCGGAACACAGGUUCCAGCGAACAGUCACGGCUAACGGUUCCUCAGAAUACCGGUAUAAUGGACGAAUUACAACUCAAAAUUCCUAUAUGGGAAAACUAGAACAACUCAACAUUCUUGUAAAAACCCGAAAUUUCCUAGUGUUUCAAGGCGACGUGGAAUCCAUUGCUGAGCAAUGCUCCAAAGACCUUAGCGAUCUUCUUGAUCAUGUAAGCGGGUCUCGUUCAUUGAAACUAGAAUACGAUCGUGCUCACACAGCAUACGACGAAGUGUCCGAACAGUCUGCGGGCCUUGUGUCAAAACGCAAACUUUUACAAGGUGAACUUCGACAAGUCCGGCAACAUAAAGAGGCAUCCGAUCGAUUUGGUGUACUGAAAGCAGAUUUGCAUUACCAUACUAUUCAAAAAAUCUUAUGGCGGUUAUACCAUAUCCAGGAAAUCAUUGAAAUUCACAGUGAUUGGAUUGAGGCACAUGCUUCUAGAGGUGAACAGUCGCGUAAACGUCUUUUCGAGAAAGAGCAGCUAUUAGCAGAAGCUCGCAAAUUGCUGGGGAAUGUUCAGCAAACCAAACUAAAUUUGGAAAACGAAAGAAAACAUGUUAUUCGAUCUUUAGACACAAUAAGACCGGAAAAAGAAAGACUAGUUGAGCGUAUCGACCACGCAAGUCGCAAACUAGAGCAAGCACAAUUCUUAUACAGUCAGGCCAACAAAGAUCAUGUUGCCCAAAAAGAAGCGCUUGUGCAUCUCGAAGAUGAUACAAACCUAGUGCAAAAAUGUUCAGAGCAGAUCAAGCGCGAUCAAGAAGCUGCGUUAGCGAAUACAUCAAUUAAACUGAGUGAGGUCGAUCUUCAAACAUACCACGACCUGAAAUUGAAGAGCCAAAGCACAGUUGAAGGAGAGAGAUCUCGUGUUGAACGCCUGCAGCGCGAGUCUCGUGAGAGACAAAACGCUUUGGAAGCCGAACAAGAUCGGAUUCAGGAAGCGGAUACAAGGAUUGAAAGACUCAAUCAACAAUUGCAAUCCCUGACUGAAUCAUUUACAGUUCUGGAGCGACGAGAGCCAGAAAGCGCUGAGAGCAUUGAAAGAUCUAAGACUGCUUUGGCUGAGCUACAAAGGGAAAAGGAACGUAUUAUUCUGCGUGAAAGGGAAUUAAAUGAGGUAUUGGUAGGCUGCUACAAUCGACUUUUACGAAUGGGCCAAGACCAGCGUGUUCAUGAGCGCGAGACACGCUUGCGAGAAUCAUUGCGCUCAUUGCGGACGAUUUUUUCCGGUGUGCAUGGUCGGCUCAUGGACCUUUGCAAGCCGACUCAGCGGAAGUAUGAAUUAGCUAUUGCAACUGCUUUGGGGCGAAAUGCCGAGGCUGUGGUAGUCAACCAUGAAAAGACCGCAGUGGAAUGUAUUGAGUAUUUGCGAAAUCAGCGAGCAGGUCAAGCCACUUUUAUCCCCCUCGAUACAAUUCAAACAAAACUAAUCAAUGAUCGACUUCGAAGCUUAUCGCCACAAGCCCGGCUUGCAAUUGAUGUGAUUCAGUUUCCGCCUGCCGUGGAACGAGCUGUUCACUAUGCAUGCGGGAAUACAAUGGUCUGCGACACACUGGAUGUCGCGCGCAACAUUUGUUAUGAACGUGGACAGCGAGUGAAAGCGGUGUCGCUCGACGGCACCAUUAUUCACAAAACAGGUAUGAUCACUGGUGGUCCCUCGAUGCAAGAGACGAUCAAAAAAUGGGAUGAUCAAGAAAUGCAGGGAGUCCAACGUGAGCGAGAUCGAUGUAUGGCUGAACUAAAAGAACUUCAACAUCAGAAAUAUAGCCUUGAGGAAGAAGACGAUCUAGUUGCCGUUCUUUCUCGAGCACAAGCCUCUCUCCAAUCGAUCGAAGCUGAGAAGUCUGACUUGUUGCGACAGAAAAACGAUUUGGUGACUGAAUGUACAGAAUUGGAGCUGCGAAAAAAGUCGGCACAAACUGUGGUUGAAAAAACCAAUUCAGCUUUGACGGAACUAUCGUCCCAAAUCUCACACUUAGAGAAGGUCAUUUAUGCGGCCGAUGACGAAGUGUUCAGAGAAUUUUGCCUUCGAAUUGGUGUCGAAAAUGUUCGUGAGUACGAAGCAAAUCAACUCCAAUUUUCUCAGACUUUAAAUGCUGCCACGCAGCAAUACCAGCGUCAGUUGGCUCGGCUCGCACAUCAGCGUACUUUCACUGAACAACAAGUGAAAAGUACUGCUGCACGGCUUGAGUUCAUUCAAGCUACUAUCGACAAAGAGAUGUAUCGCAUCCCACACCUGAAAGAAGAGUUGCGCCGCUGUGAGGACCAGAUGCAUAGUCUACGCGAGUCUAAAGUACGUAUUGAUGAAGCCCUUCAGUCUGCAAGGCAUGAGCACACAGAGAAGAGUGAUGCGCUGAAUGAAAAGCGGAAGAUCGUAUCAAAUGCGAUGCGUGACGUCGAUGCUCACCGCAAAGAGGUGGCCGAGAGGAACGACGAAAUUGCCCAACUAGAUGCAGAGCGAGCUAACAUGUACCGGCGAUGCCGACUAGAGGCUUUGGACUUGCCCCUGAUAUCUGGCGACUUAUCUAGUGUGCUUUUGGAAGAGAAUGUUCAAGUACCUGGACCCGAGGCUGAUGAUGCGGUACAGCCGUGCCGUUCAUACGAUAUCACCGUGGACUUUUCCAGUUUGUCUGACGCGGAUCGUAUGGAUCGUGGUUCAAGCAGAGAGAGAGAACUUCAACGUCGGAUUGAUUCAGCACGUGAAGAAAUGGAGAAUCUGACACCCAGUACCAAUACAGCUGAGCGACUCGAUUCGCUAGAGAAAGAGCUCCAAGCCUGUGAGCGCGACAUUGAUGAUUGCCGAGAACAAGUGCGAGACGCGCGUGAAGAAUUUGAGCUUGUAAAGAAGAAGCGCACAGAUUUGUUUAUGAAGGCAUACAAUCACAUUGCCGAACGUAUUGACGGCGUUUAUAAAGAGCUCACUAAAACUAAAGCCGCUCCCAUGGGUGGUGUUGCCUACCUAACUCUGGAAGAUUCGGAUGUGCGUUCUAUGGAUAUGCUGACGACAGGAACCUUUUCGGACAGGAAUCCGCUUCCAUGCGAUGCCCCCUAUGAAACGUUUCCGCGACAUGGAUCAACUUUCAGGCGGCGAAAAAACUAUGGCAGCAUUGGCUUUGCUAUUCGCCAUCCAUACGUAUCAGCCAGCGCCUUUCUUUGUGCUGGAUGA